CCCGCGCUAAACAACCUACAACCCCCCAUUCUGUCCGUUGGGGAUUUUACCUGCAAAUGUUUCUUUCUUCGAUCUGAAACCCCUCGGAAUCGAGCUGGGGUGCCGACGCGAUUGGUGGCGCGCUAACCGGGUGGGCGCUGUAUACACUUUUUUUUUCUGCUACACGCCGCAGCGAGAGACAUGAUCGCUUGCCCUACCAAUGGCGACCGGAACUGUCGAACAUUCGGCACCAAGUGAGGUGCAGAGCGGCUCUUCCGCUUCCAGAAGCCAUAACAUGCGCUCCAACGACAUCCACGAGAAGGAGAAGCACCUCAUCCACUCCAUCCGUCGGUCUCCGCAACGAUCUGGGAACCCCUUCCUCAUUAACGAGCGCCGGGACGAGAAACAACUGUGCAUAUCCUCGAGGAGCUUACACGUGAACGAUUUUGUGUUGAUGAAGACGCUAGGAACCGGUACUUUCGCCCGAGUAUGGCUUACACGACUGAAGGAUGAGACGGACAAGAGCAAAGUGUACGCGCUGAAGAUCUUGCGCAAGGCCGACGUGAUCAAGCUGAAGCAAGUCGAACAUGCGCGCAAUGAGCGCAAAACCCUCGCGGCCGUUAUCGGACAUCCCUUUAUAACAACAUUGAUUGCAUCCUUUUCGGACGAGCAGAAUCUCUAUAUGCUGUUGGACUUUUGCCCUGGAGGUGAGAUCUUCACUUAUCUCCGACGAGCACGACGCUUCAAUGAAGAGACCUCGAGGUUUUACGCGGCGGAGAUCACAAUGACAAUCGAGUAUCUACACGAUGUUCAAGGAGUAGCCUAUCGUGAUCUCAAACCCGAGAACAUCCUCCUCGAUGCCGACGGCCACAUUAAACUCGUCGAUUUUGGAUUCGCAAAGCAGGUAGACAAUCGCGAGACAUACACCCUCUGCGGUACUCCCGAAUACCUAGCUCCGGAAGUUAUUCAUAACAGCGGCCAUGGUCUCGCUGUCGAUUGGUGGGCGCUUGGUAUUCUGAUCUAUGAAUUCCUUAUUGUCGAAGGCCGACUACGCUUCCCACCUAAUAUGCCUGCCGCCGCGCAGAACAUUGUCUCACUGCUCUGCAAAACCAAUCCCUCGGAACGUCUGGGCCAUAUUUCCGGCGGCUCAAAUAGAGUCAAGUCUCAUCCGUUCUUCCAGGAUGUGGCUUGGGAUGAUCUGUUCUACCGACGUGUCAAAGGCCCGAUCAUUCCCCGGGUAUCUCAUCCAGCGGACACCGGUAACUUUGAGGAAUAUCCGGACUCCGACAACCGCCACCAGAACCUGUACACCGAUGAUCUGAAGAAGAAGUAUGAGCCUCUUUUCAGUGAUUUUUGA
Messenger RNA from Penicillium subrubescens, 1336 nucleotides. RefSeq names its product cAMP-dependent protein kinase catalytic subunit 3. The transcript has 5 exons. The record is from RefSeq and is a predicted model, not a curated record. Gene Ontology annotation, biological process: peptidyl-serine phosphorylation. Gene Ontology annotation, cellular component: cAMP-dependent protein kinase complex; nucleus. Gene Ontology annotation, molecular function: cAMP-dependent protein kinase activity; ATP binding. Bases 200 to 1336 code for a protein of 378 amino acids. NCBI's taxonomy places the organism in Eukaryota, Fungi, Ascomycota, Eurotiomycetes, Eurotiales, Aspergillaceae.